AUGUUUGUUCUUGCUCUAUUGAAAUCAUUCAGUCGUACAUAUUCACAAUCGACUGCCGGUCAACCUGUCGAACUGAGAUUCGAUGUGGAUUCAGGUGUGUUUCAUUAUGCUUUUGUACCAACACUGGAGUAUUGUACAAACGUGAACUCAGCAUUGUUAGUUGCAGAGAUUUUUGUUCCAAUGUCCAUUCAUUAUCCAUAUGGAGUGAAAACUCGUUUUAGACCAGAACAAUUAUAUUAUAAAAUUUAUGAAAAUAAUACUAAUUUAAUGUUUGUCUAUGCACCAUGUACGUUGAUCAACAAAAAUAUUGAACAUAUGGAAAUAACGAUCAAACCAAACCAAACACAAGAUGAGCAUUCAGACAACAAUUAUACUCUGAAUAAAAAUAAUAAUGACACCAACAAUUAUGCUCGUUUACCAACUUAUUCGAAAUCUAUAUCAAUAUUGUUAAUUGUGAACUCCGUGAUAUUUUCACAUCUUUCAACAUAUUUUGUCUAA
Molecule: messenger RNA, 498 nt
Organism: Schistosoma margrebowiei
Lineage: Eukaryota; Metazoa; Platyhelminthes; Trematoda; Strigeidida; Schistosomatidae
Source: the annotation of a GenBank genome assembly